Molecule: messenger RNA, 1671 nt
Organism: Aspergillus tanneri
Lineage: Eukaryota; Fungi; Ascomycota; Eurotiomycetes; Eurotiales; Aspergillaceae
Product: Zn(II)2Cys6 transcription factor
Exons: 4
Coding region: 1-1671 (556 amino acids)
Biological process (GO): regulation of DNA-templated transcription
Cellular component (GO): nucleus
Molecular function (GO): transcription cis-regulatory region binding; zinc ion binding; DNA-binding transcription factor activity, RNA polymerase II-specific
Source: RefSeq, a predicted model, not a curated record
AUGGAGCACGAGUCACAGUCUGUAUUUCUCCGCCCGCAACCACCACGGUUCUUUAAAGCAUGUCGACGGUGUCGCAAACUCAAGAUGCGCUGCGACGCCCGUCAGCGAUCGCCGUGUUCGCGUUGCAAAUCCGGCGGCCACGAGUGUCUGGUGGAUGCGAUUCAGCGACGCUCACCCGACCAUCCGAGAUAUGGUCCCCUCGAUGCACUCUCUUCUAGUUCGUCUGGCCGUUCACCCGCUGCCAGCGAGACGUCACCGACGUCGGGCUCGCGACGAAACAGCCGACCGGGGCUGGAGAUGCAGCAGUUCAGUCCGCAGGAGAUGAUCGCGCCACAGUCAGUGAUGCACUCGAUCUCAGUGAACCUUGGGGCAUCGACGGAGGAUAUCUUCGUGGGGGAAUCGUCAUCAUCAUCGGCGGAUCUCAAGAGCGACGUGGUGGAGCGUGGACUCCUGGCCGAAGAACAGGCACGCAGCAUCUACGAACGGUUCAUGACGGGCAGUAAGAAUUUCCUACCUUUGUUCGAUCCCAUCCGCGACACGUUCGACUCUAUCCGCAGCCGGUCGCCAUUCUGCUUCUCCGUGGUUUUGUACCUGGCUAGUCGGGCGGUGCCUGAGUUCCGCGGUGACGGACACCUGCAGCGCGUGCUGCAGGACGAGGCGCAGCGACUGGCAGAGGAUAGCUUCUUCGAGCGGCCGACGAAGCUGGAAACGGUGCAGGGGAUGAUCCUGCUGGCGGCGUACUCGGAGAAAACGUGGUUCUCAACCGCGUUAAUUCUCCGCACGGCGCUGGACUCCGGACUAGAGAAGUCGCUGGAUCGACUACUGGCGCAAACGGAGAUGCCGCGCAGCUACAUCUCGGCGUCGCUGGAGGACCGUAUGCUUGUGUGGCAGACGCGCACCUGGCUGAUCAGCUUCACGCUGGAGCUGGACGUGGCGUCCGGGACGGGACGAAAGUCGCGACUCAGCGAAGUGGAUAUGGUCAAGCUGCGACAGUUCCUCGAGUAUCCGCUGUCGCUGCCCAGCGAUAUGCGCAAUGUCUGCAUUAUUGAGCUGCAUCAGCUGCGGGCGAGGUCGCGAUUGAUAAUCGAGAGCUCGUCGGUGGAUCAUCUCACGGCCGUGGAGUUACCGGCAGUGAUGCUGAUGCUGAACUACGCCAAAAUCUACGUCCUGUGCGCUUCUAUCGCACGCAUCCAGAAACUCGACUCGACAUGGGAGUGCGACAGCCUGUGGAAGUCUCUCGUCGAGGUGAUUAUGAACCAGCUAGCGCUGCUGGUGCAGGAGACGGCCUAUCGAUGUCAAUUGACAUGGGCACCAACGUAUCCGGCCUUGACCAUUGCUUUUGUUACCACUUUUGCCGUGCGCAUCGCCCGCUGGCGACCCUCGCUGAUCGACCAGACACUGCUGCUGCAUCGCGCGCAACAGAUCAGCGAGUUUAUCAAGCAGCCUCCGUAUCCGGAUAUCCAUCGCACAGUGUCCAUCUUUGUGCGUUAUGCCAGUCUGCCUACAGACCAACCGGAGACGAAUCAACCAGAGUUGGAGGAGACGGUGGACGAGCCUUCUACGGGGACAGCGAACGGGAAUGGAAUGAACUGGACGAUGGCUGAUUCGUUUGGACUCUUCGAGGAGGGACAGACGGACGUGUUUGAUUUCCUACCGGCGAUGCCAUCAUAA